AUGCCCCCGAAGCUCCCAAACUUAAAGUACAAACCGCGCCGUGUGGUGCGGGCGAAGGACGACGACGCCGCCGCGCAUGACGCCGACUUGAGUCUCGUGCAGCUCGAGCGCCUCCGCCUGCAGCAGGAACACGCCGCCGAGGCCGCCAACAACGUGAGGGACGAUCACCGCUCAGCCCCAACCGCAACCACAACAGCAACAGCAACAACCGCAGGAACAACAGGAACAGGUGAAGGGGCACCCAUCAGACGGCCAGCACGCCCGCAGCCUGGAGCGUUAGCGGCCAGUCGAGCGGCAGCAUUUCUACCAGUUGAGGCAGAGCGUUUUCCAGCAAACACCAUGUCUAAGAUUCUUGAGGCAGAGGCGGAUAAUCCGAAUAUGACAGUUUACCAUCCAACACCACUCGAUAGCACACUUCCCGCACGUUUAAAAGUAUCAGCUGGGGAGGAACACGUUAGGGGUGAUGAUCGUCGCGUUGAGACAACCGCGCAGGAUGAUGGGAUUAUGUUUUUAAAAGAAUAUGAAGAAGAAUUGCGUCGAUCUAGAGAAGCCAAUAUGCGAUUUGAAAAUGAAGUUCUUCGUCCUUCAGCUAAUAGAAUUAGUGUAGAAACAGAUGUUGGUCGUCAUGAUGAGGGUGAAUUGGUUUGGUUUCAAUUACCUCGUUUUCAAGCUGACGCUCCUUUUCUAAUGACGCAGUUGCCAUCUGGAAAAGUUGGAGAGGUAAAGGUUUACAGAAGUGGUCGUAUGGUGAUGGAAAUUUGCGGUGUUCACUACGAUGUCGCUGUGGAGGGUUACAAUGUAGGUGAUGAUGGUGCCUGCAAUGUUGUCUCUGCAGUGGCUCCUCCUCAACAGCCUGAUGAGAGAUCGAGUUGUUACCAACUGGGACUUUUGUCGAAGAAGAUGGUUUGUACACCUAGUAUCACUGUGGAUAAUUGA
Messenger RNA from Trypanosoma theileri, 936 nucleotides. RefSeq lists its product as uncharacterized. Gene Ontology annotation, cellular component: RNA polymerase III complex. Bases 1 to 936 code for a protein of 311 amino acids. Lineage: Eukaryota; Euglenozoa; Kinetoplastea; Trypanosomatida; Trypanosomatidae. The record is from RefSeq and is a predicted model, not a curated record. Gene Ontology annotation, biological process: transcription by RNA polymerase III. Gene Ontology annotation, molecular function: DNA binding. The transcript has a single exon.